UCGAAAACAAAAGUUUCGAUAGUUCGAAACUCUUCUAGAGGCCCUUGAUAAUGCCUGCUUUAAUGGCAGCUUGCCCCGUUGAGUGCGAAUUUUUUUUACAAGCCGGGCAGCAAGCAGCGAAGCAGAGCGCCAUGACCGCGACUAAAGAUCCCAAGGAGCAGGGCCCAACAACAGCGACGGGCCAGAAGAAUGGCUCAGCCGGCGGUUUGAUGAAGCGUCUGCGACGCUCCGCCUCGGUGACGGAGCACAAUCUGAGCAGUCUGCGGGAUCGCAAGUCCACGCAGAAUCUCUUCGAUCAGCACGGCAAUCCGAUUGAUCUGCGGCAGUAUCGCAAGGUGCUGGACAAGGACGAGAACGGCAAUGGCACCAGCGAAAAGAAGCUACGCUAUAGACGCACCCAAAGCGUAACACGCGCCGAGGAGAUAACCAACAAGGAGGCCAAACAGCGCAAGGCACAGCCCGACAAGCCCAUACAUCGUCCCCGCGACUCGCUCUUCUCAUGGAGCUCGGGCUUCACCAAUUUCACGGGCCUGGUCAACUGGGGUUUCCUGCUGCUCUGCAUAGGCGGACUGCGCCUGGGCUUGGAGAAUUUGCUCAAAUACGGCGUACGCAUCAAUCCCAUUGACUGGUAUUUCUUUGUGAGCGGUCGCAACGAGGGCGAAGGUCACAAUGCCCUGCUCCUAAUCAUCUACUCUUUGGUUCACAUAUCCCUGUGUCUGGCUGUCGAAAAAGGCUUGGCCCUGGAAAUAAUAUCCGAGGGCCUUGGCAUGGUUAUUCAGACUAUAAAUAUAAUUGUAUCGGUUUGUUUGCCUGUGGUGAUUAUACAUCUUAAAGGAUCCGCCUUCAGCAUAAUGGGUGCAACAACUGUGUGUUUCUAUUAUUCUGUGCUGUUCUUGAAGCUCUGGAGUUACGUGCAGACUAAUAUGUGGUGUCGGAAGACCUACUACCAGCGGCAGCCGCGUGAGCGACGACCAAGCAUCUCUCUAGCCGAGCUCAAAAGAAAGCAUCCCAAUAGUAGCGACGAUGACGAAGAGAUAACCAAGCUGGUACAAUAUCCAGAAAAUUUGAGUUACAAAGACAUCCUGUACUUUUUAUGCGCACCAACUCUUUGCUAUGAGCUCAAUUUUCCUCGCACAUCACGCGUUCGCAAGCGUUUCUUGCUAAAACGUCUGUUAGAAGUGCUUAUUGGUGUGAAUGUGUUAAUGGCCUUGUUCCAGCAGUGGAUUAUACCCUCGGUGCGCAAUUCUUUGAUACCCUUUUCUAACAUGGACAUGGCAUUAGCCACUGAACGUCUGCUGAAACUUGCGCUUCCUAAUCACUUGGUCUGGCUGUGCUUUUUCUAUCUCUUAUUCCAUUCAUUUUUGAACGCCAUCGGCGAAGUACUUAACUUUGCCGACCGCAAUUUCUACUGUGACUGGUGGAACGCCAAUAAUAUUGAUACAUUUUGGCGUACUUGGAACAUGCCGGUUCAUAGGUGGUGUGUCCGUCACCUGUACAUUCCCGUCGUACAAAUGGGUUAUUCGUCGCGUCAAGCAUCCACGAUAGUGUUCUUAUUCAGCGCCUUUUUCCACGAGUACCUGGUUUCGGUACCCUUACAAACGUACAAAAUUUGGGCUUUCCUUGGUAUGAUGGGCCAAAUACCGUUAUCAGCUAUAUCGAGGUAUAUUGAGCGUCGAUUGGGUCCACGCAUGGGCAAUAUUAUCGUUUGGGCGUCAAUUAUCCUGGGUCAACCACUGUGCAUCAUGGCGUAUUAUCAUGACUACGUCGUAACACAUUUCCAGAAUGCGCUUAAUAGCACUGACCAUAGUUAGACUUUGGGUAAUAUAAUCUGGUCUGUACUUUUUUAAUGAUAAGCCAAAUGCAAGUUGAGGAAACUUGAUGCCACAUACAAGUCAAUUUUGUAGUUUUGAACGAGUAGUACUGAGUAACAUAAAUCGAUUGUUAUUUAAUGCAUUUUGUUAAUGAUUUUAGGCAUUAUGUAAAUAAA
This is a messenger RNA of Drosophila novamexicana, 1987 nucleotides long. RefSeq names its product diacylglycerol O-acyltransferase 1 (gene mdy). Bases 51 to 1811 code for a protein of 586 amino acids. Gene Ontology annotation, molecular function: diacylglycerol O-acyltransferase activity. Gene Ontology annotation, cellular component: endoplasmic reticulum membrane. The record is from RefSeq and is a predicted model, not a curated record. Gene Ontology annotation, biological process: triglyceride biosynthetic process. The transcript has 10 exons. Lineage: Eukaryota; Metazoa; Arthropoda; Insecta; Diptera; Drosophilidae.